AUGUCCGCAAACGACGUGGUGGUCAGUGGUAUAUCGGGUCGGUUUCCGUUGUCCGACAACACCGACCAGUUGGCUAAGAAUCUGUACGAUAAGGUCGAUAUGGUUACGGGGGACGACACCCGGUGGCCAGUGGACUUAUACGACAUGAACCCUCGGAUGGGAAAGAUAAUGGACUUCAAUAAGUUUGACUCCACUUUCUUCGGCCUUAUGGAGCAAAUGAUGAAUGAGGUCGACCCGCAGGCCCGGAUGCUUUUGGAGGUGGUCUACGAGGCCAUUGCCGACGCCGGCGUGAACCCUCAAGAUCUACGGGGCGGUCGCACCGGUGUUUACGUUGGCGUCUCCAUAUACGCCAACACUCAGGGCUACCCGGAGGACAUACAGCCUGACAUACGAAACAAUUUGCAGGCUGCCGUUUUGAACUCCAUGUCCAACACCAAGACCUUCUACGCGAGUCGCAUAUCAUUUGUGUUUGACUUGAAGGGGCCGUCGAUGAUAGUGGACACCGCCUGCUCGGCCAGCAACGUGGACAGCGCCGUCGUGUGCGGCACUCACAUGCUAUUCGAGCCGUUCGUACUACAGUUCCAACAGGAGGGCGGCCUAUGUUCGCAACGUGGAGUGGCGGCCGUACUGGACCAGGAGGCCGACGGGUUCAUCAAAGGGGAAGCCGUUUGCUGUAAUUUCCUACAGUAUCGCAAGAAUGCGCGCCGAGUGUACGCCACGGUAUUGGCCGCCAAAAUGAAUAUCGACGGCUUCAAGACGAUCGGUAUGUUCUUCCCAUCGGCUGAGGCACAGGAGGAGCUCAUGACGGAGGCGUAUAAGGAGGCCGGUGUGGACCCACUGGACCUGACGUUUUUUGAGGCUCAUUGCACCGGCACUAAGGCUGGCGAUCCCCAGGAAAUAAAAGCCAUAUACAAUGCGUACUGUAAAGGACCUGGUCGUGAGACACCAUUACCAUUGGGUGUACUUAAGAGCAAUAUGGGUCACUCGGAAGCCGGUUCCGGAACGGCAGCUAUUAUUAAAGUGUGCAUCGCCUACGAAAAUGAAUGCAUUCCGCCCAAUCUGAAUAUGACCCAGAUCAAAGAUGAAUGUGCUGUAUAUUGUCCACCAUUGGAACCUAUCAUGGAAUCGUUGCCUUAUGAACCAGGUUUGGCGGGUAUUAACAACUUCGGCAUCGGUGGGGCCAACGCUCACGUACUGCUCGAACCUAACUAUAAGUUGGGAACCAAUGAUAGCCUAAAAAUAGCCCAAACUAUACCCAGAAUUGUCAACAUUUGCGGCCGAACUGAGCGAUCAGUCAAACAUAUCAUGGAUUUCAUUGAAAACAAUCCCAAGAAAAUCACAAAUGAUUUUUUGGCACUUUUGGCGCAAACCAUGAGAUUCAAGCCUAAUGUGAAUUCAUCCGGGUUUCCAUAUAAAGGUUCGCUUAUAAUAAAGAAAAUAAGUGAAGAAAACAAUGAAAUAAAAUACGAGUACAAGAAACAGACGGGAGUUAUGAAGGGAAAGACGUUGAGACAACUAUGGCUACUGUUCCCCGGUUUGGGCGGACAAUGGCCUGCGAUGGCUAAGGCUUUAAUGCCAAUCAAGAUAUUUGCCGAUAAAGUGGAGGAAUGCCAUCAAAUACUCCAAGAGUUUGGCAUUGAUUUGAAAAAUCUGUUGUUAUCUGAAGACAAGACAACGAUCUCCACAAUGACUGCAAAGUUC
Oppiella nova is the source of this 1701-nucleotide messenger RNA. NCBI's taxonomy places the organism in Eukaryota, Metazoa, Arthropoda, Arachnida, Sarcoptiformes, Oppiidae. The record is from the annotation of a GenBank genome assembly.